UUGUUUGUAUUGUUUUUCACUAACAGUUGUUAAUUAAUACUAUAUUCUAUAUAAUGUGCCUCAUUGUAAAGUGAAUAUAAACAAAACCGAACUUAUAUUAUUAAAACAAUGUCUGUAAUAGUAUUUGCUAUAGCUAGUGAAAGCGGUGUACCUAUAUUCUCAAGAAAACGCGGUAACAAUGAAAAUAUUCAGUUUUCAACUAUUGCAUCCCUGCAUGGCAUUAAUAUGUUUAGUAAAUGCCACAAGAUAUCAAUGGUAAAUACUCAUGUUGACAAUGGAACAAUAAUUUGGAAGGAAUAUUGUAAAAGCAUCACAUUAAUUGGAGUAGCUACAGGUGGCCUUGAGUGUGACCUUGAACUGUUAUUAUCCUGUGUUCAUGAUGUUAUGGUUUUUUCUAUUGGCAAGAAAGAGUUAGAAAACAUGAAAAACAUAGAUCAAGUAAAAAGAGACUUAAGGCCGUGCUAUCCUAUUUUAGACUAUCUUCUAGAAUCAUUAGAUCCUAAUGCAGUCUCCAGUUCAUUUCCAACAUUAGUACUUGAUCUUAUUCAAAGUAUUUUAUGUCCACAAGCACAACAGUUACAGCAAGCAUUAGACAAUUAUGCAGAAAAUGUAACUGGGCGAUGGGCAUGUCUCGCCAUUCAUGGUCAUUUAGUAGCAACCAGCUCCGAUUUUGAUGAAUUGGAUCCCAGAGAAGCUCGACUGCUGCUCCUACUUGCUGCUGCACAAGAUGGCGCUCCCCUAAGAGACACACCAGUUUAUUUACCGCUAAUGAGCCCCGAUGUAGCAUUUCGGGCAGUUACUUGCAAAUUGUUAGCCGAUGUCUAUGUGGUUGUAAUUUGUGGUGCCACUCCACCUCUAUCGCAAAUAGACGAAAUAGUUCUGCAGUGUUGGGAGACUUACGCGCAAACAAUAAAAGAAGCUAAACUGGUGUAUCCGAGGAAUUUUCCAAUAAGCAUUACAUUUGAGAGUAGUGUUUUGGGAAUCCUUUUAAUAAAUAUAAAUAAACGAAGAUGUGUAUUUUCUCGACAUUUACAUGCGUCCGUACAGAAAACUCGUAGCAUGUCAGGAGCUCAUCGCAUGGACAUAUUAAGAACAUUCUAUGUCACAACUGCAAGAGACUUAGCACCAGAAUUAAAAGUCAAAGACCACAACAAUGAAGGGCAUUCGGCAGUUUCUGAUUUAGGAGACUGUAUAUGUGAGACAUAUUGGAGUUCUGAAUACCAUAAAUGUCAUGGACAGAGAUCUGGAAAUAUUUUAUGCUGUGUACUAUAUGCAUCUACCGUUCAUACACAUGCUAUGAGAAUGAUUACCAGUCAAAUAUUGCAAGAGCUGAACACAAACAAAGAAAUAUGUUGGUGAUAAAUUGUAUAAUUAUUAAGUUAUCCGUCCAAAUAAUAAAAGAAAUUAAAUGCUAAAAUAAUUUAUUUUUAUUCAAUGUACUGCACCAGAACAUUCAAAUCUAUUACACACAAUAAUGUGAUGGAUAUUUAUCAAAAUGUAAGUCACUAAAAAGGCAAUUAUGUAUAUAAUAUUGAUCAACCUUGCAAUGGAUUACAGCUGUGUAUGGUCUUACAAUUAAAAUAUAAAGAAUUUGCUUAUAGUUAUAUUUGUCACAUAUUUAGCAGUUAUAAAUGAAAGCAGUUAUUCGAAUUAUAACUAUUCCAAAGCAUAAAGACCUACUGGAAAUCCAUCCCAUCUGGAUUUAUUACAUAAAAUCAUGAUAGUCAAGAAACAUGUAUAAUACUAAAUUGGCAAACUACAAAUAGUUAAUGCAGUUUUCUAUUAUCAGAUCAAGAACCUACAGAUUUCUCAGGCUAAACAAUACAAAAUAGAAUAUGACUAAAUCACACGUAAAUAAAUUAUAUAUAUUCCACAUACAGCAAUACCGCAAUAAAGUAUUAAUGACUGAGUUAU
Messenger RNA from Achroia grisella, 1914 nucleotides. It is a transcript of the gene fy, whose product is annotated as protein fuzzy homolog. The record is from RefSeq and is a predicted model, not a curated record. The transcript is spliced from 8 exons. Lineage: Eukaryota; Metazoa; Arthropoda; Insecta; Lepidoptera; Pyralidae. The coding region runs from base 109 to 1359 and encodes 416 amino acids. Gene Ontology annotation, biological process: non-motile cilium assembly; vesicle-mediated transport.